UCGUAUUAAAGAAACGAGAGAACAGUAUUAUUGCACUGUUUGUGACAAAGAUCAUGUUUAUCUUCACUCGAAUCUCACAACUACAAUAAUUCCUAAUGUCCAACCUCUCGUAAAAGUAUCACUCGAGGAGACCAUUUCUGAAGACAUGAAGAGAUGCAGUUUCGCAAUGGGAGUGUCACCAAAUGUACUGGAGCAAAAUAAACACAACAUUACAAGUAUCGCUAAAAAGGCUGCUCUUUUCUUGGAAACAUUUUGGGAGAUUGUACCAAAAGACUACCUCUCCGACUACAAGAGUACUCUAAUGUUACAAUAAGUGACACAGUUUUUAAGUUUCUAAAGAAAAGUUACCAGCUUACAAAAACAAAAAUGGUACUAUUUCUCAAUCUGAUAUACCAUGGCUACAUAUAAGGAGCUCUUUGAGACUCCAACACAAGGAAAUCAAACACUCCAGUGUCUACCUUAUUUUUUAUUGCCUUGUAUACCAAAGAGUGGAACGACAACCCUUCAUUCAACACUGUCCCAGCAUCCUCAGAUAAUAAAGCCGGACAUCAAAGAGCCUCAAUGGUGGCACAAGCUACCAGUUUCCCCACCGGCUAGCAAGAAGUAUAUGCAUGUCAUUGCUGCAAGAUAUCUAUCAACUUUCCUGUAUCCAUCCUCAGAGAUUAGUGGGAGAAAAGUUGGCGGUUCUCUCGUAACGUACGAUGCUUCACAGGCAAUGAUGGUCAAUCUCCAUGAUUCAGGCUUUCAUAUUAAUCACGAGGACUAUUGUGCUUUUCCAGCAGUGAUAUCCAGGGUACUACCCCAAGCAAAGAUUAUUGUGCUAAUGCGAGAUCCUGUUCCUAGAGCAUAUUCACAUCAUCUUUUCAUGAAUCGUGAGUGGCCUAUUGAUAAAAAACAGGAUCCUGCACUUUAUUUUGAAAAACACAUUCAAAAAGCUGUAAACGAGUUUCAACAAUGCGUUAGGAACAAUUCAAUCUAUGAGUGUGUCAAUAAAGUUCGGACUGACUUUAAACAAUUAAGUAUGUGGCUGGGCAGUGGAGUUUACCACAUACACAUUCAGAAGUGGAUGCAAUUUUGGCCAAAAGAACAAUAAAAACUGAAAAAAUGGCACUGCAACCUGUUUCUACACUAAAGAAGAUCACAGACUUUCUUUCGCUGGAUCCAUUUCCAGAUAAGACAAAUUUAGGGACAGUUGUAUCAAUUUUAAGGAUGAGUACAAUACUUACAGCCAAGAUUAGAGUUAUAUAGGCUACCCCCACUCCACACUGAUUGUUAUCUUUUGCCAUGGCAAUCUCUCCUCGAGGGUGCAUGUAUAAAUCCAUUUUUAUGCUUUGUACUUUAUUUUGACCAUUAAUUUU
Halichondria panicea is the source of this 1358-nucleotide messenger RNA. Its product is annotated as carbohydrate sulfotransferase 15-like. Bases 395 to 1093 code for a protein of 232 amino acids. The record is from RefSeq and is a predicted model, not a curated record. Gene Ontology annotation, molecular function: N-acetylgalactosamine 4-sulfate 6-O-sulfotransferase activity. Lineage: Eukaryota; Metazoa; Porifera; Demospongiae; Suberitida; Halichondriidae. Gene Ontology annotation, biological process: hexose biosynthetic process. The transcript has a single exon.